AUGGAUCGAGCUAUACUCACCAGAACCAGCAGUGGUUAUAAGUCCCUCGACAGGGUCCCAUCCACUGAAGCAGCAGUGAAAAUGCCCGUCACUCGCCCCAACAAUCUUAAAUCUCGGGGGAAGCCCCCAACGUUCUUCCUGAUCUACCUUCUCUUCGUGUCAACUCUGGGCCCUCUUCAGUUUGGCUACCAUCUUGGAGAACUCAAUGCUCCGGAACAAGUCAUCCGAUGUGAAGUCAAGAAACUGCCCACCGACAAUGCGUCCCGGUCCAAGUUACCCCACUGUAUACGCAUGAAUUCAGGCCAAUGGGGUAUGAUACAGUCUCUUUUCACUAUUGGAGGUCUCCUCGGUGCCCUCCUUAUUGGCCGCGUGGCCACCAAAAACGGUCGACUCUUUGCCUUGAGACUGUUGACUUUUUUCCUCGCUACUGGACCAAUUGCAGAAGCUCUUGCUGGGAACAUAUGGGUGCUAGCAAUUGGAAGGGUAAUAUCCGGCCUUGGGGCGGGUGCAGCAACCGUUGUGUGUCCGAUUUACGUCUCUGAAAUUUCCCCACCAGACAAACGUGGUCUUUUUGGUGCUUUUACCCAGGUACAAAUCAAUGCUGGCAUAGCCAUCUCUCAGGUCCUUGGAUUCUUCCUCUCCAAGAACACAAAGUGGCGGUGGAUCCUUGCCACGGCAGGUUUUAUCGCCGCUUUCAACUUCUUCGGUCUUCUGUUCGCUCCUGAAACCCCAACAUGGCUUGCUGCGAACAACCAGCCUCGAAAUGCAAGGACAACCCUUCAACGCAUCCGUGGUGCUGGCAUUGACAUCCGCAAUGAAAUCGACCACUGGGAAAUAUCUGGAGAUACCGAGCAGCAGAGUCUACUUCACCCAUCAGCUGGAACGCAAAAUCCUCCAGAACCAACCAAAUCAUUUUUUGAUGUAAUCCGGAUUCCAAAGUACCGAAGAGCUGUUUUUGCUGUUAGUGCAGCAAUGAUAGCCCAGCAGCUUACCGGUAUCAACAGUGUGGUCAUGUACAGCGUCUCGAUCUUAGGAGAAGUUAUGCCCAAAAAGGCUGCACUCGUUACAAUUAUUGUCUCCGCAGCCAAUGUUCUAGUCACUCUGAUCUUCUCUCCGCUAGCUGACAAGAUUGGACGCAAGAAGUGUCUCUUGAGCUCAAUUGUUGGAAUGGGGUCUGCUUCAAUCAUGCUCGCUGAGGGACUUGCCCAGGAUAAGCGAGUUCUUACCAUCGUUGGUGUUGCGCUUUUUGUCUGCAGCUUCGGCUUUGGGCUUGGUCCCAUCCCUUUCAUUCUGCCGAGCGAGCUUGUCGGUCCCGAAGCUGUUGGUGCGGCAUCUAGCUGGGCCCUUGCCUUGAAUUGGCUCUCAACCUUCCUGGUCGCCCAACUGGUCCCGAUUCUUAACACCAAAUUGCCUUCUGGCAAGCUGUACUUUAUUUUCGCUGGCAUCGCAGGGUUCUUCACCCUGCUGAUCUCAGAUAUCGUUCCAGAAAGCAAAGGGAAACUCAGCGCAGAAGCAGUCUGGGCUGAACAUGAUCGUGGCUGUCGAUACUGUCGAAUAUGCCAGCUGUGCUGUCUCCCAUGCCGCUUGGCUUUCUGUGGUCGCAAUCGGCGCUGA
Exophiala aquamarina CBS 119918 is the source of this 1614-nucleotide messenger RNA. RefSeq lists its product as uncharacterized. The coding region runs from base 1 to 1614 and encodes 537 amino acids. Lineage: Eukaryota; Fungi; Ascomycota; Eurotiomycetes; Chaetothyriales; Herpotrichiellaceae. The transcript is spliced from 2 exons. Gene Ontology annotation, biological process: monosaccharide transmembrane transport. Gene Ontology annotation, cellular component: membrane. Gene Ontology annotation, molecular function: hexose transmembrane transporter activity. The record is from RefSeq and is a predicted model, not a curated record.